Molecule: messenger RNA, 420 nt
Organism: Penicillium malachiteum
Lineage: Eukaryota; Fungi; Ascomycota; Eurotiomycetes; Eurotiales; Aspergillaceae
Exons: 3
Coding region: 1-420 (139 amino acids)
Source: RefSeq, a predicted model, not a curated record
AUGGCUCUCACACUCUACGCCACCGCCCCGCGUGGGUUCAAGUUUCUCACUGUCAUUACUACACUCACGGUCUUGCCUCUAAUGAUCUAUUUGAUUCGUCUAUACCAACCCCAAAAUUUCUUUUCAACUUGGCACAUUGACAGGGAGGAUGUAGUAGUCCGGCCGCUGUCAUAUAUUCCACCCAUUGGGCUUGGCUGCAGAUGUCGUGAAAUCCGCACUCGAAACUGGAUACCGUCAUAUCGAUGCUGCGUUGAUAUAUGGUCUCUCGAAGGUCCCCAGGUCCUCACUGUGGGUGACAGGAUAACUGUGGAACAAUGCACAUCACCCGCCCGCGGUUCGACCAGCGCUAGAACAAACGCUUCGCGACCUCGGACUGGAUUACCUCGAUUUGUACCUUAUGCACUGGCCGGUGGCCUUUGA